GAUUUCUUCCAUUUGAUGGAGGUUAAUAUCAAGGUUUUAAGACACGUUACUUAACUUACUCGUACCUUCCUUACUCUCUCUCUCUCUCUCUAAUCAUCCAAAUCGUCCAUUCUUUUUCUAUUUUCUAUCUAUUAUCUUCUAUUCUAAAGAAAUGAAGCGUUUCCCAAUCGAUUGCGGAAUUACAUUCUGUGCUCUGGCUUUGAGUGCGUCCGUCGUCUACUAGGUCGGUGUAUGCAGACGCACGCACACGGUGGGUAAAAAGAUGUGGCCGGUACGGUCGGUAAAGAAGUUCCGUUGUGUUUACAAAAGCAGACGUUUGCGUUUUCGGAUAGACUUUUCGUUCCGAUUGUUUGGCGAAUUAUACAGGCGAACGGGAUAUAAAAUAAUGCCCUUUUCCUAUUAAACAACGUUCGCAAACGUCGUUCGUUUUUAAGUCAUCGCACGAGUUAAUAUGAUCGCUUCGGAACUGGAAAAUAUAUCGAAAGACGGUAACCACGACAAAAAUACAAUUUUACAAGAGUAUGAUGAAGUAGUGGAAACUCUUAAAAAAGACUUAACUAUGUGCAAGACGGAACAAAACAAGAUCAGGUCUUUGCUGGAAGCUCUACAAAAUGAUAGCAGAGAUACUGGUGAUCAGAUUAAGGAUCAUUUCUCUCGCAUUCAUAUAGAUACUUGUAGCAGCGAGAGCAUACAUAAUAAGGAGCUUAUAAUGAAUCUACAAGAACGCCUUGCUGUUUUACAAAUGGAAAAAGAUUCUGUCUUUCAAUUAUGGCAAAUAGCAUUGAAAACUGUGACUGCUCUGGAGGAUGAAUUAAGGUGUCUUAGAACCGAUGGUAAAAGUACCAAGUUAUACGAGGAGCAUAUCGAUAAUGUCAAAGAGACUUAUUCCGAGGCUAUCAAAGCAUUGGAGGGCAAGUUAUUACAAGCGAGGGAAAAUUUUUUGAAGCAGCAAGCAUUGUGGGAAACUAGCAAGGAUAAAAUUGAGGACUUGCUUAAAGAAAAAGCUGAUAUUACGAGGAAACAUGAGGUUUAUCAAAAGGACACUCUGGAAAAAGAUAGGAACAAUAUGCGGAUAGUUGAAACGUUGAAAACCGAAUUAGCUGCUGCAAAAGCGGAUACCCAAAGGGCAAUGGAUUUAAAAGGAGAGUUGGAGAGUAAAUUGAACGAAGCUAUGAAAUUUACGGCAUCCUUGAUAGCCAGAAAUGAAGAAACAAAAAAUAAAAUGUCCGAGGCUUUGGAAUUGGUAGAAAUUGCGGUAAGAGAAAAGGAUCUUGUAUUACAAAGGGAAGCACAUGUAUUAGAGGAAAAAGGUAGGCUCGAGGUACGAUUGUCUAAAAUAACUGAAGAACAUACCGUCAUGUUACAAGAUGAGAUAACGAAAAUGAAAGAUGGUUAUGAAAGAAGCGGGAAAAAAUAUAUAUCCGAAAUCAAAGAGCUUAAAGCAGAAUUAAGACAAAGAACGAUGCUAUUGGAUAAUGCGCAAAAAGAUUAUAGAGUUUCUCAGGAAGAACUUGAAAAGGUACGUCAGAAUUCUGAGGAUGUAUUGCAAAAGUCGAGAACGAAAAUAUUGGAUUUUGAACAAAAAUUACACUGUAUGGAACGACAACUUCGUGACAAUGACGAUACGCAGAGGAAGAAGUAUGACGCGGAGAUCAGGCAUUUAGAAGCUAAAGUAAUUGAAUUAGAAGAAAAGUUGAGCGCCGCUAAUGAUGAAUUAAGAAAAAUGCAACAAGAGAAUCGCGAUAGUAUGGAGCAUCAGGUAAAACAAGCUAAUGAAAAAACAAAAAACCUAAUAGAGCAGUGCAAUGAUUUAGAGAAACGUUUGGCUAGAUCUUUGGAAGAUAGAGACAAUUUUCAGACAGAAAUCAAACGCCUACAAAUGACUUGUGAUCGUGAAAUGCAAAAGCGAGAGUACGAGAGACAUAGUCUUGAAAAUAAAAUUCGCGAUUUAGAGAUCAAUUUUCAAAAAGCAACUUAUUUGGCACAGGACGGUCCAUAUGCGAAUGUACUUGCGACUCAAGUAUAUACCAUGGAAAGGGAAACGAAGAAGCCCAGUUCACCCGUAACGAUAGAAACCAAGGAACAUUGUUGUCGACCGGUCCUAUUGGAGCAGAUGAAUAAAGCGCAGGAACGAUACGAUAGGAAGAUGAAGGAAUUAUCGCAUCAUGUGGAAGUUCAUCGGAAACUUAGUAGAAAGUGGAAGGAAGAAGCCAAGUCAAUGACAACGAAGUUUCAAGAAAAGUCUAAGGAACACAGAGCUAAAAUAAAUGCCCUAAGAAAGGAGAACGAGGAAUUGAAUAAACGAUUAUUUUCGUGUCAGCAAGAACUUACUAAACAUAAAGUACAAAGUGUUCCGAGGUAUGUUAAAAUAUUUAUUUUAUUGUCUAUGGCGGAUGUAGAAUUUCUUUGUGUAUUUAAGUAUCUUUGUAUGUUUUAGAUGCAGCGAAGAAAAUAAAGUCAGGUGACAUUAUAAUGUCAUACUCGUAGUAGGAUUAAUAUCACGUCAUCUUGGCUUCUGUAAAUAUCGCAAAAUACGGCGGAUUUGUCUAUUUUGGAAAUACAUGUUCAUACAGGAAAUAUAAACUAAA
Messenger RNA from Vespa crabro (European hornet), 2588 nucleotides. Its product is annotated as sodium channel and clathrin linker 1-like. Lineage: Eukaryota; Metazoa; Arthropoda; Insecta; Hymenoptera; Vespidae. Gene Ontology annotation, biological process: clustering of voltage-gated sodium channels; cilium assembly. Bases 452 to 2437 code for a protein of 661 amino acids. Gene Ontology annotation, cellular component: centriole. The transcript has 6 exons. The record is from RefSeq and is a predicted model, not a curated record.